AUGGCUUGUUGCUUUAAGAGCAAAACUGUGAAGGAGGCGGAAGUGGCCUCAAGUUUUAAGUGUAAAACGGUGAAGGGAGCGGAGGUGGCUCCCAAUGAGGAUGGCGUCUCCGACUGGGAGAGCCUUGGAUUUGAAGAAAUUCCCUUGGCAACUCCACCGCUGCUACAGCGCAUGUUAAGCAGGGUGGAUGUGAGGGACAAAGCCCCGCUGGGUGGCGUCCGAGAGAUGUUGUGGAUUUUUGCCGAAGCCUGGAAGGAAAGAACAAAGGCUUUGGAUAAAGUAUGCGCUUCUGAAAUGCAAAAAGAUAAAAAGAUAGCGCAACUUGAAGAGAAUAUUAAAGCGCUCGAAUCUGACCAAGCUAAAACGCAGAAAAUCUUGGAGAAAUCAGUGGCUUUUAUUUCUUCAAUGGCGCGCGAGAAAAGUAAUAAAAGACCGCGUCGCAUCGACCCAAAACAGGUCCGCUCUUUCGCUGUGGCACUCCAGGAAGACUGGGAGCCAGAGGGAUGGAAUGGCGACAUAUGGGGAGAUGGCGACAUGCAAUAUGGCGGGGAAAUGAAACCUCAACCGCUGUAUCCACAACUUGGACAUCUCCAAGUUAAACCGAUCUCGCGGAGACGGGAGGAACAGCAUGUUGUCUUGCCCGUCUUUGAAGAACAGCGAGAUGAGAAUAAUGUACCUAUAGUUGAUAGGGAAGGAAACCCUAUAAUGAGGCGAAUAGAACAGCCUCAGCCGCCGCCCAGAAUGACGAUAACAAAAGAGGACUUCUCUCAGGAAGAGAUAGCCCAUUUAACAUCAAAGUAUCGACAAAAGCAGGGAGAACCAGCUGAUUCUUGGCUCAGGCGGAUGUAUGAGGAAGGAGCUGACGCCAUAGAGCUUGACUCAGAGGACUUUUCGCGAUUUGGAGGCUUGAGUUCAGAUUCUCGAAUGAAUGCCGAGUUUCGUGCAAACGGGAGAGCAAUGGCGGUAGGUGAUUCUUUUUCGCUAUUUGCCUUGUAUGCUAUGACAGCGCAAUCUGUGUAUCCAACGUGGCAUGAUUGGCCCAAGAUCAAAGGGCCUUGGGUAACCAUCCGCGACGCAAUUCACAGGAUGGGGAGAUUGUGUACGCGCGAGUCGAUAUCGCGAGCGGGUCAUGCUUUUAUUGAUGAAACAGCAGUGCCAAAAGUGGUGCGUGAUGCAAUGAUUCGAGACGCACCUCCCCACUAUAGGUCUGCGAUACUUACCAUUUUGUUAGGAGCCGUCGAUAACAGCUUUAGUGACGUGAAAACGCGCUUGUUGGAGUUGGCGACUCUAGGGGAUUGGGGAGAAACAACUCGCCCCCCCCGGGAAGAACAACGAAGUGAGCGCAGGCCUGAUAGAGACAAUCGUGGACAGCGAUCCAACAACGAGGGAGGGGGAAAUAGGAGAGAAAUGUGGAGGGCGCUACUUGCUGCUGGGGUGCCAGCCGAAGAAAUUGACGGGCUACCCACAAGUGCAUUGGCUGCAAAAUGCAAACAAAGGGGAUUGAAGGUAAGUUGCUUAAGCAGGGGAUCAAAGGGAAUAUCAGAAAUUGCUCAGCUGGCCACCAUCUUAAAGGGAAUGAUGACGCCGGCAGCUCAACCAACAGCCCCUCCCUUGGAUGCAUUUGAGGAUGAAGAAGACGAAGAGGAAGAUACAGAUUCAAGCGACGACAUGCUAGUAGAUGCAAGAGGCCCCAGUCACGUGGCUGCCAUCAGAAAAGGCAAGGCCAAGGGAAAAGGAAAGGUGAGAAGUAAAGAUCGGAGGUCCAAAAGCUUGGAUUUUCUUAGCUAG
Molecule: messenger RNA, 1788 nt
Organism: Syngnathoides biaculeatus (alligator pipefish)
Lineage: Eukaryota; Metazoa; Chordata; Actinopteri; Syngnathiformes; Syngnathidae
Product: Friend virus susceptibility protein 1-like
Exons: 2
Coding region: 1-1788 (595 amino acids)
Source: RefSeq, a predicted model, not a curated record